This is a messenger RNA of Thunnus maccoyii (southern bluefin tuna), 1850 nucleotides long. RefSeq names its product mucin-5AC-like. The record is from RefSeq and is a predicted model, not a curated record. Lineage: Eukaryota; Metazoa; Chordata; Actinopteri; Scombriformes; Scombridae. The coding region runs from base 688 to 1416 and encodes 242 amino acids. The transcript is spliced from 11 exons.
GUCAUUGUCACCCUUUGUAAGUAGAAAGAUCUUACCAAACCAGUUUACUUUGACCUCUCAAACUGAAUGAGACUUCAUGUGCACAGGUGUGAGGAUGUUCUGUUAGUGUGAGACAUAUUUUCCACUUUAUAUAACCAAAACAUUUAAACAGUUUCUAAAAUUACUACAUUGCUGCUACUAACUCAGGUGCUGUGCACCAAUUCCUAUCAGCCACUUGCACUUGAAUCAUCUUUUUAAAAGUGCAGAGAAAGCAUGACAGCUGUCUUUAACUGCAAGAGGCAGCCAAAUUCCUGUCUGGAUUGGCAUUCGCUGCAGCUGUGCAACUUCAGCUGUCACCCACCAAGAAGGUUCUGCAGAAGAAUGGUGAGGCUGUAAACCUUAUCUCCAGCUAUUAUUUUCUCAUUCAACCUGUAGGAAUGUAAGUACAAUUGUUUUCUAACAUAUCUUGUUCUAGGAUUGCAAGUUUUUUGAAUGGGGAAUUGUUUUCUCUGGGUGUGUUCAGAAACACAUAAUCCCAGUUAGUGUAACUGUUUAUUUGGUGUCAGGUAAUGGAUAUCUUCCAGAUUGUGAUAAAGCAGUAUAUUUAGGUGGAGAGAGACCGAAGAGAGGUUCAUUAAGCCAGCCAGAAGUUCAGAGUAACAUUCAAAUCUACUGAGAGGUCCUGUGGGUGUCUCACUAUUUGCAGCCAUGAUCAAAUUGUUAAGUGUUGCCAUUGUUGCAGGAUUGCUUAUUGAAAGCCACCAGCAGGCUGUUGAUGGGUCAAACUCAGUGACAUCAACGGAUGAAAAACGAGCAGGUCUUUCACACCUCCUCCCUCCUGUUAAGCUAGGGUGGCCCUGCUACUAUCCCACCCACAUUCAAUGCUGGACAGACUGGUUUGACAGAGAUAAUCCCAGUGGAACUGGAGACUGGGAGACCCUCUACAAUCUUCGUAAGGAGAACCCAGGAAAGAUCUGCCCUAAACCAGUGGAUAUCGAGGCCCAAACUCUUUCUGGUCUCAGUGUGACUACAGCAGGUGAUCUCAACACUCAAUCAGACCCAUCUGUAGGAUUCAUCUGCAAAAACAAGGACCAACCCACAAAGAUGUGUAAUGAUUAUCGUGUUCGUUUCAGCUGUCAUCCCCCUUUCUGCGGUGGAGGAGUAUGCUGGACCAAGUGGUAUGACCGUGACGAUCCCAGUGGAACUGGGGACUGGGAGACUUUGAGUGCUCUGAAGAAACAGUACCCAGGACAAAUUUGUGACUUCCCUCUGUACAUAGAGGCUGUUACCACCGAUACACUGACCCCAGCCAUCUCUACAGGGGAGAUCUUCCAUCUUUACAACCCAACUCAGGGAUUUGUUUGCCGCAAAAAGGACCAGAAAUCUGGCACGUGCCGCGACUACAAAGUUCGGUUUGGGUGCCCAUGCAAAUAUUAAGCCCUGCCUGAUAACGAUGGGGAGAGAAGACAUUCAGAUUCUUAUUACUUUAAUUUUCAUCAGAUGUUUUUUUUCUUUUCUAAUGUUGUUUUUUACUUGUUUUUAAUGGGCCUUUUUCACAGUGGACAUUUUGACUUAUAGCAAAAGCACAGGUGUUACAAAUAACAUUAAUGAUGGCUCCGUUGUAUUCGAGCUUCCCGUUAUGAUGUCAUGAUGAUGUGACAGUGCGCCAGCAUGCACAAUACCAGGACCCUGAAUCCAAAGCAGUCAAAUGGAAUUCAGCAAUAAUUCAUUUUUUUGUUUGCAUCUGUGCUUUUCCUACCUGGACACUUCACAAUGUCUUCCAUGCUUUAUCAGUCUAUCUUUUCUUUUUAGUGAUUAUGGAAUCAUUAUCUUAUAUGAUUACUGUAAGGAUCAAAUCAGCAGCAAUAAAA